GCUCCACAGCCUUCUGCCUGCUCUGUGUCCCUCUGCUUGGUGCUCACAGGUGCCUCCAGGUCUAGGCCACUUUCCUCGUCUGUAGACCUAUCUGAGAAGCCAAGGUCCAGCCAUGGGGGAUGCUGAGAUGGCUGCGUUUGGGGCCGCUGCCCCCUUCCUGCGAAAAUCAGAGAAGGAGAGGCUCGAAGCCCAGACCAGGCCGUUUGAUCUCAAGAAGGACGUCUUCGUGCCUGAUGACAAAGAAGAGUUUGUCAAGGCCAAGAUCACGUCUCGAGAAGGUGGCAAAGUCACUGCUGAGACGGAGACUGGCAAGACGGUGACAGUGAAGGAGGACCAGGUGAUGCAGCAGAACCCGCCCAAGUUCGACAAGAUCGAGGACAUGGCCAUGCUGACCUUUCUCCACGAGCCGGCUGUGCUCUACAACCUCAAGGAGCCCGCCUACCGGGGCAAGAAGAGGAGCGAGGCCCCGCCGCACAUCUUCUCCAUCUCCGACAACGCCUAUCAGUACAUGCUGACAGACAGGGAAAACCAGUCCAUCCUGAUCACUGGAGAAUCCGGGGCAGGAAAGACAGUCAACACCAAGAGGGUCAUCCAAUACUUUGCUGUCAUUGCCGCCAUUGGGGACCGCAGCAAAAAGGACCAGAACCCGGGCAAGGGCACCCUGGAGGACCAGAUCAUCCAGGCCAACCCCGCCCUGGAGGCCUUCGGCAACGCCAAGACCGUGCGGAACGACAACUCCUCCCGCUUCGGGAAGUUCAUUCGCAUCCACUUUGGGGCAACUGGAAAACUGGCGUCCGCAGACAUAGAGACCUGUAAGCACCACUCGGCCCGAGCUGUCCUUCAGGAGCCCCGGUGAAAACCAGAGGCUUGUCUCACCUUGCACCCCCCUUCUCCCUAAGACAUGAUGCUGGUCACCAACAACCCCUACGAUUACGCGUUCAUCUCCCAAGGAGAGACCACGGUGGCCUCCAUCGAUGACUCUGAGGAGCUCAUGGCCACCGAUAGUGCCUUCGAUGUGCUGGGCUUCACCCCGGAGGAGAAGAACUCCAUCUACAAGCUGACUGGGGCCAUCAUGCACUUCGGGAACAUGAAGUUCAAACAGAAGCAGCGGGAGGAGCAGGCCGAGCCUGACGGCACAGAAGAGGCAGACAAGUCUGCCUACCUCAUGGGGCUGAACUCAGCCGACCUGCUCAAGGGGCUGUGCCACCCUCGGGUGAAAGUGGGCAAUGAGUAUGUCACCAAGGGGCAGAAUGUCCAGCAGGUGUCAUACGCCACUGGGGCGCUGGCCAAGGCCGUGUACGAGAAGAUGUUCAACUGGAUGGUGACUCGGAUCAACGCCACGCUGGAGACCAAGCAGCCUCGCCAGUACUUCAUUGGCUGGUCCGGCCUCCUCCCCCCAUUCUCACUCCUUUCCACUACCUGCCCUCCUCCUCACAUUCAUUCUCUUCUUCCCUUCCUGCUCCCCCUCUCCCCUAGGACUCCUCCCUUCCUCAGCUCUCCCGAAUUGCUUCCUCGCCGGUCUUCCCCCAGCCUCUCUUCCGCCUCUUUGGCUCCUUUCGCCUCUUUGGCUCCUUUCGCACUACCUGUCUCUCCUUCCCUUUCUUCUCUCCCUCUUGACUUCUCUCGCGUUCACGUUCCUUCAUUGUACCUCUGGGGUGGGGGGGUUUGGCCACAGGAGAACCUGAACAAGCUGAUGACCAACCUGCGGUCCACCCACCCCCACUUUGUGCGUUGCAUCAUCCCCAAUGAGACAAAGUCUCCAGGGGUGAUGGACAACCCCCUGGUCAUGCACCAGCUGCGCUGCAACGGUGUGCUGGAGGGCAUCCGCAUCUGCAGGAAGGGCUUCCCCAACCGCAUCCUCUAUGGGGACUUCCGGCAGAGUGCGGAGGAGCGCUGCGACCAGCUGAUCAAGAACAAGAUCCAGCUGGAGGCCAAGGUGAAGGAGAUGACGGAGAGGCUGGAGGACGAGGAGGAGAUGAACGCGGAGCUCACAGCCAAGAAGCGCAAGCUGGAGGAUGAGUGCUCGGAGCUCAAGAGGGACAUUGACGACCUGGAGCUGACCCUGGCCAAAGUGGAGAAGGAGAAGCAUGCCACGGAAAACAAGGUGAAGAACCUGACAGAGGAGAUGGCUGGGUUGGAUGAGAUCAUCGCCAAGCUGACCAAGGAGAAGAAAGCGCUCCAAGAAGCCCACCAGCAGGCCCUGGAUGACCUGCAGGCAGAGGAAGACAAGGUCAAUACACUGACCAAGGCCAAGGUCAAGCUGGAGCAGCAAGUGGAUGAUCUGGAGGGAUCCCUGGAGCAGGAGAAGAAGGUGCGCAUGGACCUGGAGCGGGCGAAGCGGAAGCUGGAGGGCGACCUGAAGCUGACGCAGGAGAGCAUCAUGGACCUGGAGAAUGACAAGCAGCAGCUGGAUGAGCGGCUGAAAAAGAAGGAUUUUGAACUGAAUGCUCUCAAUGCGAGGAUAGAAGAUGAGCAGGCCCUGGGAAUCCAGCUGCAGAAGAAGCUCAAAGAGCUGCAGGCACGCAUCGAGGAGCUGGAGGAGGAGCUGGAGGCAGAGAGGACCGCGCGCGCCAAGGUGGAGAAGCUGCGCUCCGACCUGUCCCGCGAGCUGGAGGAGAUCAGCGAGCGGCUGGAGGAGGCCGGCGGGGCCACGUCCGUGCAGAUCGAGAUGAACAAGAAGCGCGAGGCCGAGUUCCAGAAGAUGCGGCGCGACCUGGAGGAGGCCACGCUGCAGCACGAGGCCACGGCCGCCGCCCUGCGCAAGAAGCACGCGGACAGCGUGGCGGAGCUGGGGGAGCAGAUCGACAACCUGCAGCGCGUCAAGCAGAAGCUGGAGAAGGAGAAGAGCGAGUUCAAGCUGGAGCUGGACGACGUCACCUCCAACAUGGAGCAGAUCAUCAAGGCCAAGGCGAACCUAGAAAAGAUGUGCCGGACCCUGGAAGACCAGAUGAACGAGCACCGCAGCAAGGCUGAGGAGACCCAGCGGUCUGUCAAUGACCUCACCAGCCACCGGGCCAAGCUGCAAACCGAGAAUGGGGAGCUGUCCCGGCAGCUGGAUGAAAAGGAGGCGCUUAUCUCCCAGCUGACCAGAGGCAAGCUCACCUACACCCAGCAGCUGGAGGAUCUCAAGAGGCAGCUGGAGGAGGAGGUUAAGGCAAAGAAUGCCCUGGCCCACGCGCUGCAGUCAGCCCGGCAUGACUGUGACCUACUGCGGGAGCAGUACGAGGAGGAGACGGAGGCCAAGGCGGAGCUGCAGCGCGUGCUGUCCAAGGCCAACAGUGAGGUGGCCCAGUGGAGGACCAAGUACGAGACAGACGCCAUCCAGAGGACCGAGGAACUGGAGGAGGCCAAGAAGAAGCUGGCCCAGCGGCUGCAGGAUGCCGAGGAGGCCGUGGAGGCCGUCAACGCCAAGUGCUCCUCCCUGGAGAAGACCAAGCACCGGCUGCAGAACGAGAUCGAGGACCUCAUGGUCGACGUGGAGCGCUCCAACGCCGCCGCCGCCGCCCUGGACAAAAAGCAAAGGAACUUCGAUAAGAUCCUGGCUGAGUGGAAGCAGAAGUACGAGGAGUCCCAGUCCGAGCUGGAGUCCUCGCAGAAGGAGGCGCGGUCCCUGAGCACGGAGCUCUUCAAGCUCAAGAACGCCUAUGAGGAGUCGCUGGAGCACCUGGAGACCUUCAAGCGGGAGAACAAGAACCUCCAGGAGGAGAUCUCAGACCUGACUGAGCAGCUGGGCUCCAGCGGGAAGAGCAUCCACGAGCUGGAGAAGAUCCGUAAGCAGCUGGAGGCGGAGAAGAUGGAGCUGCAGUCGGCCCUGGAGGAAGCCGAGGCCUCCCUGGAGCAUGAGGAGGGCAAGAUCCUCCGGGCCCAGUUGGAGUUCAACCAGAUCAAGGCGGAGAUUGAGAGGAAGCUGGCAGAGAAGGACGAGGAGAUGGAGCAGGCCAAGCGCAACCAUCUACGCGUGGUGGACUCGCUGCAGACGUCCCUGGACGCGGAGACGCGCAGCCGCAACGAGGCCCUGCGAGUGAAGAAGAAGAUGGAGGGCGACCUCAACGAGAUGGAGAUCCAGCUCAGCCAUGCCAACCGCAUUGCUGCUGAGGCCCAGAAGCAAGUCAAGAGCCUUCAGAGCUUGCUGAAGGACACCCAGAUCCAACUGGAUGAUGCCGUCCGUGUCAACGAUGACCUGAAGGAGAACAUCGCCAUUGUGGAGCGGCGAAACAACCUGCUGCAGGCCGAGCUGGAGGAGCUGCGGGCUGUGGUGGAGCAGACAGAGCGGUCCCGGAAGCUGGCCGAGCAGGAGCUCAUCGAGACCAGUGAGCGGGUGCAGCUGCUGCACUCGCAGAACACCAGCCUCAUCAACCAGAAGAAGAAGAUGGACGCAGACCUGUCCCAGUUGCAGACUGAGGUGGAGGAGGCCGUGCAGGAGUGCAGGAACGCCGAGGAGAAGGCCAAGAAGGCCAUCACGGAUGCUGCCAUGAUGGCGGAGGAGCUGAAGAAGGAGCAGGACACCAGUGCCCACCUGGAGCGCAUGAAGAAGAACAUGGAGCAGACCAUCAAGGACCUGCAGCACCGGCUGGACGAGGCCGAGCAGAUCGCCCUCAAGGGCGGCAAGAAGCAGCUGCAGAAGCUGGAGGCCCGGGUUCGCGAGCUGGAGAAUGAGCUGGAGGCCGAGCAGAAGCGUAACGCAGAGUCGGUCAAGGGCAUGCGGAAGAGUGAGCGCCGCAUCAAGGAGCUCACCUACCAGACGGAGGAGGACAGGAAGAACCUACUGCGGCUGCAGGACCUGGUGGACAAGCUGCAGCUGAAGGUCAAGGCCUACAAGCGCCAGGCCGAAGAGGCGGAGGAACAGGCCAACACCAACCUGUCCAAGUUCCGCAAGGUGCAGCACGAGCUGGAUGAGGCGGAGGAGCGGGCAGACAUCGCCGAGUCCCAGGUCAACAAGCUGCGGGCCAAGAGCCGGGACAUCGGGACCAAGGGCUUGAAUGAGGAAUAGCUCUCCAGCUCACCAUCCAACCAGCCUUGAGGGCACCAAGGAGCCCCCAGUUCCCGAGUCUUCUCCAGCAGCUCCAGUGUUGGAGCAGAAUAAAGCAAAUUGCCUUGAAACCAA
This is a messenger RNA of Echinops telfairi (small Madagascar hedgehog), 5104 nucleotides long. RefSeq names its product myosin-7. The record is from RefSeq and is a predicted model, not a curated record. The transcript is spliced from 33 exons. Gene Ontology annotation, cellular component: myosin complex. Gene Ontology annotation, molecular function: actin filament binding; ATP binding; cytoskeletal motor activity. NCBI's taxonomy places the organism in Eukaryota, Metazoa, Chordata, Mammalia, Afrosoricida, Tenrecidae.